AAGACAAGCUCGGGCUGUGGCUUGUUUUUCCUGUGCGCUUUGCGUCAGUUGGUGCUUUGACAUCAUGGCCCUUGUGCUUGGGAAAGAGGACGGCGUCUGGAUUGACUCUCCACGGGAGGCAAGUAAGCAGUAUGAUCUUUUCGAGCUUGCCGCGUUCCGAUAUUUCGCCCGCAAAAAACCAAUUCCCAGUCAAACUGGAGGGCCUUGCAAUGGAGAAGAUACGUCCUCUUCUAUGGUGCCCAGCCAAGCGAGCUCCAGUCAUCAAAUAGUUCUUCGUGAAGAAGGCCCAGGACUUAAUACCACCACGGAAGGAAUUGCCAGAAACAGAAAAAGGAAAAGGAAAACAAGGAGCACAUACACUCCAAACACCAAAGAAGUGGCAGCAAAAGCCAGACAUGAGGCGAUCCGUCCGUUCAUCCUGGCUGCUUACGAAGCCUUCGGACAGCGGCUAGCUGAUGGCAGCCUGCCUAGAAGUUGGAUCCAGCCUGCAAGCUCAGAACCUGAAAUGGGAGACGAGGAUGUCGACUUCGUUGCUCUUGCUGGCGUCUGGCAAGCGGACUUGGCUGAGAUCGUCUUCCAAGACUCCGAAGAGCACUUCCCGCUGUUCAACGCUCUUGUUAGGAACGAUUGCGCUUCCGAAGUACUGGCGGCCUGUAUGGGCCACACCUUUCUUCUCCCGAAAAGGUCAGCAUUCCUCUUGUCUGACUUCAGCCGUCUGAGCCCGCUUAUACCAGCAACAAGAAGCGAGGGCUAUGACAUCAUCCUGCUGGACCCUCCCUGGGAGAACAAAAGCGUGCAGAGGCAGGCCACGUACGCCACCCUGCCCAAUCGCAACCUCCUGGGGCUGCCCCUGCAGAAGCUGGCCCACUCUGACGGGGCGCUUGUCGCGAUCUGGGUCACCAACCGGGAGAAGCUGCGCGCUUUUGUGGAAAGCGAGCUUCUGGCCACGUGGGGGCUGCGGCUGGAGGCCACGUGGCACUGGCUCAAGGUCACCCCCGAGGGGGAAACGAUCAGUCCGCUAGAUCUGGCUCAUCACCGGCCGUACGAAGUGCUCGUGCUUGCCAGAGCCCCGUCCGAAGAGCAAGACGUGCCGUCCGCAGAGCGCGAGCAGCCGUCCGAAACGCAACACGUUGCGUCCGCAGAGCGCGAACAGCCGUCCGAAAUGCAGCAAGCGGCGUCCGACGAGCGCGAGCAGCCGUUCGGUACCCACAAAAUGAAUACCGUAGAGUCGCCGGCUUCUUCGCAGUUGACCGUUACGCCGUCUGCGCCCGACAACUUCGUCAUCGUCAGCGUUCCUGGAGAACACUCGAGGAAGCCGCCUCUGAAGUGUCUACUGGAAAAGUACUCGGCAAAAGGCGCUUCCUCGCGGGGCUUGGAGCUGUUUGCGCGCGAGCUGACGGCGGGAUGGACGUCGUGGGGCAAUGAGGUGCUGCGGUUCCAAGACGCCAAGUACUUCGUGGCCAAGGGGGGAAGGGCGCUGACCCCUGAUUGUAGCUCGAAUCAUUUGGCCAGGCCCAGGGAAGUGAAGUAACUGCGUAAAAUGUGACCUAGUCUCCAUAGAGAGGGAGUGUUGGUCGUGAUUUUAUACUUGGCAAUCAAUCAGCUCGGAAGUUGAGUUGAGUGGAAUUGCGGAAGUGACCGUACAGCAGCGAGCUUCAUUCAAGGAACUGGCCUUCGAUCUGGCCCCCGCUGCGCAGUCGUGCAUAUCGCUUGGUGCAGGGCUCGAGAACGUCACCUUUCGUACAAGAUGUGUCUCCAUACCAG
This is a messenger RNA of Klebsormidium nitens, 1764 nucleotides long. The record is from the annotation of a GenBank genome assembly. NCBI's taxonomy places the organism in Eukaryota, Viridiplantae, Streptophyta, Klebsormidiophyceae, Klebsormidiales, Klebsormidiaceae.